Molecule: messenger RNA, 2911 nt
Organism: Conger conger (European conger)
Lineage: Eukaryota; Metazoa; Chordata; Actinopteri; Anguilliformes; Congridae
Product: beta-taxilin-like
Exons: 9
Coding region: 899-2590 (563 amino acids)
Molecular function (GO): syntaxin binding
Source: RefSeq, a predicted model, not a curated record
GGCAAGUCUAUAUCUCUGGCUCUGUGUGACUGGAAACUGUUCAGACAUUUCAGUGCUUCUGGUGUGUAAAAUGUUGUUUCUGCUAUUGUGUGCAUGUUGGUUUUGCUUUUCUUAUGUUGAUUGGGUUUUUUUUAUUAGAUUUUUAGUACACAGACAGGCAUAUUGAGUAAUCACUUGCUCCAUUUGACUCAAUAUCAUAUGUUCCUUGUAACUUUUCUGUGCAAUAUCUGUGUGCAAGGAGAAGCUGUGUAUCUAAACAUAAGGAAACUGUUUGAGGAACAAAAGGAGCCAUAGUUGGAGAAAUUAUCUUUGCUAGUGACUGAUGGCAAGCAUAAUUUACAGAUAAAACUGAAUGUACUGUGCAUACAGAAGGACAUUACACCAAGGUGGGUGUAUGUGGAGGUUUGUGUAAAUGUUUUCACCAUGGCAUAUGAGGGCACAUUUUCCCCUCGCGUUUGAAGUGGUUUUGUUGUGUGAUUUGUUGUAAAGUGUUAUUGAAUGAACACUGGAAAUGGCCUCUACACAAGUUUUUCUGAAUACCGCUGACAGCGACAGAGGCGUGAUUGGAAUAGAAAAUAGCUUGACCAUAUAAAGCUAUCCCAAAAAUAGACCCUGACUGUAGAACAGGUGCCAUGUUGCCACUUGUGGAAGCAUGGGGGAGUCAUGAGGGGGCGUGCGCAUGAGGUAGGGUGUUUGGGACAAACCUGGGGUAAACACCCUUAAAAAAAUACAAACUUGCAUGUGUGUCCCAUCCAUAAAAACAUCAGAAAUUGUCUCUUGGUAAAAGUAGGGAAUGGUGUCAGGUACAGUAUAGGCUAUGAUAGACCCUUGUCCAUGGUACAAUUAUGAAAUUCAGCUGAGGAAGGGAAUGACUCAUCUCAAGCCUGGAAACUGAUUAAUGAUGAACGACACCCCACCCCCGCCCCCCGCCCCUCCCAACCCCCAGCCAGCCAUGUCCAUUCAAAUGGAGAGCCAUUUGCCAAUGUCUGGAGCUACCCCUAGCCAGGGUGUUACCUCUACUGUGCAACCUGCGGGCGGUGUUGACAAGGGGCCCCACACAGACCCUUCAGAAGAGUUCAACAGGCAACUGGAAGACAUCAUCAGCACAUACCAGACAGAGGCCAGCCCAAUGGAGCCCGAGCAGACUGAUGAGGGAUCACCUGGAGAGCAGGGCGGGGAUACCACAGUUAUCAAGGAGACUAGUACUAGCAAGGACAAGGACCAGAGGCUGGAGAAAAAGAUGCUCAAAAGCUUGGGGAAAGAGGCCAUGCUGUUGAUGCAGAGCUUGGCCAAGCUCAGUUCUCCAGAGGAAAAGCUGGAAGCCAUUAUCAAGAAGCAUGCUGAAUUGCUGGAGGAGCACAGGGCAGACCAGAAGCAGCUGAAGGUCAUGCAAAAGAAGCUGGUGCAGGUGAUGAGGGAAAAGGACCAGCUCCAGGGGGAACACAGUCGAGCGGUGCUAGCUCGCAGCAAGCUAGAGGGUCUGUGCAGGGAAUUACAGAGGCACAACAAGAACCUUAAGGAGGAAACUCUCCAGAGGUGCCGCGAAGAUGAUCUGAAGCGCAAGGAGAUCACCACUCACUUCCAGAGCACACUGACUGACAUCCAGGCCCAAAUCGAGGAGCACAGUGAACGCAACACCAAAUUGUGCAAGGAGAACAGUGACCUGGCUGAGAAGCUGAAGGACCUCAUUACUCAGUAUGACAAAAGAGAGGCGAACUUGGAAAAGGUCUUCAAACAUCAUGACUUAAAGCAGAAAUUAGCAGAGACCAAACUCGAGCAGGCUAACAUGCUUCUGAAGGACAGCGGAGAGAAACACAAGAUCGAGAAAGAGCAUCUGCUGAAGCAGUUAACAGAAUGGAAACUCCAGGCCAAACAUCUGAAGGAGCAGGAGGGAGAGAUGAAGGCACAGCUCAAUCUCUACUCUGAGAAGUUUGAUGAAUUCCAGGGUACUGUAUCCAAAAGCAACGGUGUGUAUGCCAGCUUCAAACAGGACAUGGAUAAGAUGGCAAAGAAGAUGAAGAAACUGGAGAAAGAAGCUAAUUCCUGGAAGUCACGGUUCGAGGGGUGUAACAAGACGCUCUUGGAUACGAUUGAAGAGAAAACGCUGAAAUGUAAAGAGUUUGAGGUCUUCACCAUGAAGACCCAGAAGCUGGAGAAGCUGUGCCGAGCCCUGCAAGAGGAGAGGAAGGACCUGCUGCUGAAUCUUCAGGGGGCCCAGGGCGCCAAACAGUUGGAUACAGAAGUCAAAGUAAAUGCACAGCAGACAGAGGCGAGAGUUGAGGAAAGGGUGUCCCAAGCAGAAACAUCCGCCAAGACACCCUUGACUGAAGAGCUGGCCAGUCUGAAAGCACAACAGGCCCGACUACAGGAGAUUGCUGCCUCAUUUGUGGUCUCCCAUGUGUUAAAGGAGGACCCAGAACCAAGUGAACAUGCUAAGUUCCAGCAGGUGCCCAAUAACACAACAGCCUGCAACAAUUCCCACCCAACAACCCCUGACCACAACCCAGUAGAAUUGAGCACCAGCCUUCCAACCCCUGCUGAGGAAAAUACAGGAAAUCUGAGAAUCAGUGACAUGGAAUCAGUCGACUAAAGCAAAUGUUAUUGUAGAAAUAAGUAUGCUUGUCAAGUUCACUGUGACCAACACAUUUAAGCAAAUGUUACCUUUUUCGUAUUGUUCUCACAUUUUUUGGAUUUCCUACUUUGUCAGCAAAGCCUAAAACAGUAUUUCCCUGAUCAGACAUAAAAGUUGCAAGGCAGAAGGAUUAAAUAGUUCCCCAAAUUAGUAAUCCAAAUAUUUCACCAGCAAUGAACAGAGACUGUGUUAAGUAAUCAGAAUGUGCAACAGGAUUACUCAUUGUCACUGUUCUAAUUUCUCAAAAGUAGCAAAUAAAGAUCAAUGCAAACUGUAUAA